AUGGCUCAGAGACCAGCCCACGUGGUGCUGCCCCUGUCAGAGAGCUGCCGAUGGGGUGGCCUCAGCCUGGUUCUCCACCCCCUGCCCUUGCUCCUCAGCAGCAGAAAGGCUUUGAAACACUCUGCUCCUACAUUAGCUCCCAAGCUCAGCAGCCACCAAGGAAGGCAGCUCUUGCUACAGGACGUCAUCGCCGGCUCCAACGGGGUGCUGUGCGCCCUGCUCCUGUUCUCCCUGCCAGCCGGCCAAGCCCAGAGGCGGCCAAAGGAUCACCAGCGCCACCACCACCACCACUGCUUCAGCCAGGAGCAGCUGCAGGCUGGAGAGCUGCCCACCCACUUUGUGAGCAGGACCAUGAAGUGGGACCGAUACGCCCCCGUGCAGCUGGUUCCACACCUGGAAAAGAUGCAGCAGGAAGGAGGCCAGAGACGCAAGCGCCAAGUAGAUGGGUGCCCGGCUCUGCAGCUCCAGGCUACCGUGAACAGCGAACCCAACGAGCGCUCCCUCUCUCCCUGGAGAUACCGCAUCGACGAGGACGAGAACCGCUACCCGCAGAAGCUGGCCUUCGCUGAGUGCCUGUGCGCCGGCUGCAUCGACGUCAAGACGGGCCGGGAGACGUCCUCACUCAACUCUGUGCCCAUGCACCAGACCAUGAUGGUGCUUCGCCGUAAGCCGUGCCCGCACAAUGCCAGCCCUGGGACUUUUGCCUUCGAGGUGGACUACAUCAAGGUGCCAGUCGGCUGCACCUGUGUCCUCCCCAGGUCCAGCGGCUGA
Messenger RNA from Gopherus evgoodei (Goodes thornscrub tortoise), 771 nucleotides. RefSeq names its product interleukin 17C (gene IL17C). NCBI's taxonomy places the organism in Eukaryota, Metazoa, Chordata, Testudines, Testudinidae. Gene Ontology annotation, biological process: inflammatory response. Bases 1 to 771 code for a protein of 256 amino acids. The transcript has 4 exons. Gene Ontology annotation, cellular component: extracellular region. Gene Ontology annotation, molecular function: cytokine activity. The record is from RefSeq and is a predicted model, not a curated record.